UCCACGUUGGCCGCACAUGCGCAGAAGGCACGAUCACCUGCGCGAACAAGGAAGUCAAUAGAGAGCACUCGAUGUGAAAACAAAAAUACUUCUCUCCCGACCGACUGUCGUCGUCUUCUCGUCAACUUUCAGCAACGUCGGCGAGACAAGAUGUUCAAGAAACUCAAGCAGAAGAUAAACGAGGAGCAGUUGCCGCAGAGGAGCGCACAGACUCCACCACAGGCCCAGGCGAGUCCUGGAGAUCGACGGAGCAGCCAAACCCCCCCAUUAUUUGAUGGUGAUCCCUCUCCCAGUGAUAGAGAGGUGCUGGCCGGGAUGAUAGCAGAACCCGCUUUUCUCUCUGAGUAUACUAUCUUUGCUCUGGACCAUUCAAAACGACACAAAACGGCCGAGGUAGCCAGUGUGAGUGCCUCUAAAGGGCCCAACAGGUCACCCAGAGGAAGCAUCAAUGGGGAUGGGAAUGCGUCUCCUCAUAGAGAAGAACCACAGUCUUUUGCCCAAAAACUACAGCUGAAAGUUCCCUCAAUGGAGUCCUUAAUUCGAAGUAGCGCCAGCCGGGCUGAACAUCUAUUUCGCUCUUCCUCUAAAGAAAGCCUGGUUCGGAGCUCUUCUCGCGAAUCCUUGACAAAUCUGGGGGAAAACGAGGCCACCAGCGCCUCCACAUACGACCCACCAUCGGAUAUCGAGAGCGAGGCUGAGGAGGCACCAGGAAGCACGGCGACUUACUCCAAAGAGCAGCUGCUGCACCGUUUGGUCAAAGUGGAGGCGAGCUUGGGGAAGUACCGUGGGAAGUACUCAGAGCUGGUAACUGCAUAUCGAACAGUGCAACGAGAUAAAGAAAAAACACAGGCCAUCCUAAGUCAAAGUCAAGACAAAGCUCUCCGCCGAAUAGGAGAACUACGGGAGGAGUUGCAAAUGGACCAGCAGGCAAAGAAACACCUUCAGGAUGAGUUUGAUGCUGCACUGGAAGAAAAAGAUCAGAUGAUUACUGUCCUCCAAACUCAGGUUGGUCUUCUGAAGAAACGAGUUAAAGGGGUCUCUGACAUUACUUUGGUCUCUGCCGGUGAGCAGCUUGAUACUGAAGAUGCCGACUCUGCAUCCGCCAGCUCUUUGAAGGACCCCGAAGUAGAGCCUGAAGUACAUGAGGAAGAGGGCGUCAGUGAUCCAGCUAAAGUCAUUGAGGCUCUACAGAAAAGAGUGAAGAGGCAGGAAAACCUACUGCACAAGUGCAGAGAAGUGAUGCACAUACAUAAAGAGCGGAGCUCUCAGCUGGGUAGUGAGAAUGAAACUCUACAAGUGCAGCUGCAGGAAAGACUGCAAGACCUUGAAAAGAUGAAGGAACUGCUCACAACAAAGAAGACAGAGCUUAUUAAUCAGUUGCGAGAUGUUAAGAACCACAAUGAGCAACUGGAGCAGGACAAGGGCAUGGUGAUUGCUGAAACAAAGCGCCAGAUGCAUGAGACUCUGGAAAUGAAAGAAGAGGAGAUUGCACAGCUCCGGUCCAGGCUCCAGUUGGCUAAUGCUCAGAAUGAAGAGCUGCAGGAACAGAAAGAAAAAGCUGAGAAAUCAACAUUUGAAGAGCUUGAAAGGGCACUGAGUUCAGCACAGAAAGCAGAGGAAGCCCGAAAACAGCUGCAGGUUCAAACGGAGGAGCAAAUAAGAGAAGCGGAAAGAGUCAAUGAAGAAGAGAGAAAGAGUUUGCAGCAGGAACUUACGCGAGUCAAACAGGAAGUUGUCACCAUCAUGAAGAAAUCAUCGGAAGAGAGGAUGGCCAACCUGGAAAAAGUCCAUAGUGAAGCUCUGGCUGCGAAAGAAGAGGAGCUGAGUGCCAGAAUCAGCACAGCUAUUGAGCAGUGCAAAGCGGAGUAUGCUCAGCUAACUAAGGAGCAAGAGCAGCAGGCUUCUCUGGCUUUGGAGGAUGCAGAUUUACAGAAGUCCGCCUUAAAGAUAGAGGCCGACAGUAAAGAUAAAGAGAUGCGACAACAGCUAGAAGUUGCAAGAACUAGAAUAAUGGAGCUGGAGAGUUCCCUGGAGAAGAUCUCUCAGGAUGGAUCAUCAAUGUCUCACGAACUGUCCAGUCAGAUGGACCAGCUGGAGGAUAAACACAAAAAGCAAAUGUCUUCUUUAAAAGAAGACCAUCAAACCCAGCUGGAAAAACACAAGGGUACACUAACUGAGCAGCACAAUGCUGCUCUGGAAGAGCUCAAGGAAAAACAUAGAGUUGAAUUGGAGGCACUUUUGAAAGAUAAAGACCUGCAGAUUCAAACUCACACAGAGAAAAAGAACCAGAAGUUGGAUGCAAAGCAAGCAGAGCAAGAUGCACUUUCAGCAGAGCUAUCUGAAGUUAUGAAGAGUAAACAACUUCUGGAAGAGAAGUUGGCAGAAAUACAAAAUGUGCACUGUUUAGCUCUGCAGGAUCAGGUGGCGAAGCACAAUGCUGAGAUUGUAAAUAUCAAGCAGGAGCAUGAGUUGUCUCUUGAUGGAAUGGAGAAAACUCUGAAGGAGGAAUUUAAAGCUCUGAAAAUCGUUUUGAGAGAGAAGGAAAAGAAAAUUGAAGAUCUCACUCAAGCAGUGAAAACACUAAAAGAAAAAUUACAUUCCAAUGUCCAAGACCUAAAUGUCAAAGCAAAGUUAAUUGAGGAUUUGCAACAGUCUUUAACACAUUUUCAGCUGGAAAAUUCAAGCUUUCAAGAAGCAUCAAAUACAAUCUCAAAUGAUCUUGUCCAGUCUAAGAAAGACUUGAAGGAUUUGCAGCAUCAACUGAAAAUAGCAAAAAAUGACUGUCAACAGAAAGAAUUAUUGCUGCAAGAAUUAGAGCAGCAAUUACAGCGGAGCAAAAAGGAACUCUCUGAGCAGGAGAAGUCACACGCUGGGGAACUGAACACUAAGCAUGAAGCGCAGACAUGCCUCCAGAAGCAGUUGGAUAAUGAAAAUGCUGCUCAUGAGAAGUUGAAAACUAUUAUGACAGAGAUUGAGGGUAAGAUGAAAAAGCAGGAAACAAAGAUGGAAAAGUUUAAACAAAGAACCAAAGAAAUGACAGAUAACUUCAAGAAAAAGCUUAAAGAGAAAGAUGAAUAUGUGAAAGAUGAACUGGCAAAGAAGGAUACAGAGCUUCAACAAAAAGAGAAACAAGUUCAAGAGAAAAUAUUAGAGAUGGCCCAAACUAAUUCCCAAGGCAUGAGCAAUGCCAUGUCUGAGCUACAAGCUAACCAUUUGGCGGAAGUGGAGAAACUACGUAAUACUCAUAAACAGGAAAUCUUGGAGCUGGAGCAUCAUUUGCAAGAGAAAUUAAGACAGCAGGAGGAGGAAUUAAUGGAGAAAUACUCACAAACACUGCAAGAAAAGAUACAGGAGCUUGAAGAGUCUUAUUUGAAACUCAGCAGGAGCACAGAGGAGAAAGAGCAAGUAGUUACUUCAAUGAAGAACUUGAAGGAGCAGCUUUUGGUUCAAGAAACCACUGUGCAAAAGCUAAAAGAAGAACUUCACAAAGCAGGGAUUAUGGUUGAGAGUUUGUCAACGAGUGAGGAGUUGCUGAGAAAGCAAAUUAAGUCGGUGGAGAAGAACCUAACCCAGGCCUUGAAUGAGCGAGACUCUCUGCAGGACAAGCUCAACAUUACAGAGGAAGAGAACAGAGAGAAGUUCAAGACUUGGUCUGACAAGAUAGAAGAAACAGAGAAGCAGCUUCAAACCCUUAAAGGUUCCCAACAGGAGGAUAUGCAAACUAAAUCUGAGGAAUCUGCCAUUCAGAUAAGGGCCAUGGAAGCACAGUUCCAACAGCAAUUAAAUAUGAUCAGCAACCAAAUGCAGAGUUACUGUAAGGAUGUCCAAUCGAAAGUUGUGGACAGGACCUCUGAACUUUGUCAAACAGUUGAAUCUAGAGUUUCUGAAUUAAAACAGCGACUUCUUUGUAGUCAGACAAACAUUGCACACCUUAAAAAGGUUGUCUCGAGCAAAAUAGAUAACAUUUGCACUUUAGAGGAGAAUCUCCGCCAAAAGACUGAAGAGAAUAACAAUCUAUGCAUUUCAGUAGAACAGGUGACUGCUCAGGUAAAUGCUCAUAUGGAGCAAAUCAAAGCCUUAAUGCACGAGAAUGAGAAUAAUUCUUUGUCUAUCAGUGAAAAAGCUCAGAAGAUUGAGGAGCUAAGCGAAUUAAACAAAGUCAUAUCAGUCGGUUUGAAAGAAAACGAGUUACAAGUGAGUAACUUGGAAAUUAUUAUCAGUGACUUGAAACAUCAACUAGAAGGUAACCUAAAAGAGAAGGAGGAAGCCAUACUUGAGCUCAAGCAGCAGCAUGAAGAGGAGAGACAAAAGGUCAUAGCUCAAGCGGAAGAGACCAUUCAGCGGUUAAAGCAGGAGCGAGUGACCGCUUCCGAGCAGGCCAAUGCUCUCAGAGCCAGUCUGUCUGAGAAUGUCAACACUGUAGCAUCUCUGAAGACCAGGCUAGAAGAGCUGGAGCGAGUUAUUUCUGAGAAAAAUGAAGAUUUGCAAAGGCUAACAACAAAUUUUGACAAUCAGUCCAUCAGUAAGUCUGAGAUGGACCAAGUUUUAAGCGAAAAGGAGCAGAAGGUGAGCGAGUUGACCGCAGAGCUUGAGGGCUGCAACCGUCGGUUUGGUGAACUUCAAGAGCAGCUGGACUCUAAGAUAAGAGAGUGCGAGCAACUGGCAUGUAACCUCAAGCAGCAGCACAGCAUCAGAGAGAACGAAAGGAAAGAGUUGGUUGAAAAGCUGCAGCAGAACGGAAACUCGGAGCAAGAGAUGGUUAAAAGACUACACCAUCUUGAAGAGCACAACCAAGCGUGCAAAAGCCAACUUCAGAGUAAGCAGGAAGAAUUUAAAAAGCUGAAGGAUGAGAGUUUAAAGGAAACUGAAAGGUUGAUGGCAGAGAGCACUCGGAAAGUCUCAGAGUUGAAGAAGAAAGCGGAACAGAAAAUUAGCCAAAUUAAGAAGCAGCUAACUUCCCAGCUUGAGGAAAAAAAUGAGAUUAUCACGACUCUUCAGGCAAGCCAAGAAGAGCUCAGGAGAAAUGAAACCUACAGCAAAGAAUUUAUCGACACAUUAGAGGAAAAAAACAAAUCUCUCGAGGAGCUUUUUGUCAAGCUCAAAGAAGAGCAGGCGAGCCAGCUGGCUGACGAGAGGCAGACAACGGAGAAGUCUUUAGAGGAACUGAGGAGCACUUAUGAAGAGAAGCUGUCUGAACUUCAGAGAGACUCAUUACACCAAACAGAGCUCAGUCAAGCAGCUCUUCUAGAGAUUGAAUUGAAGCUUCAAGAAGCUGAGAGAAAGAAUGGGGAACUUUUUGAAGAAAUAAAUACUCUAAAAGAAGAAAUUAGAAUAAAAGAUGUCCAAUGUGCUCAACAUCAAGCUGCUUUGAUGCAGGCUCACAUUUCAUUGGAGCCUGACAGGAAGAUAGAGUGUAGCAGUCUACAGCAAACAAACAGCAUGUUGAAAAAGGAGGUGAAAAACCACUCUGCCGAAUCCAAUGGGGAUUCCCUCGAUUCUCUCAAUAGCAAACUAAAUCAGAUGAAGAAUGAGAAGGAGAAAAUCCAGAAAGAUUUCACCAGAUUACAGAAGGACAUCCGAUCAAUGAGGAAAGAGCAUGAACAGGACCUCGACUACGUGAAGAAACAGUUGUUGGAUGAGAGUGAGGAGAAAUUCAAAUUGGAAUUAGAAGACAUCGAAAUGAAGCACAAUUCAGCAAUCAAACAGUUAAUGAGGGAGUUCAACACACAGAUGGCGCUGAAAGAGAAAGAGAUCGACACAGCAGUGAAAGAAGCCAUUGCUAAAGCCCAGGUUGUGGAGGUGGAGCUUAUCAGUAACCAUCAAGAGGAAACCGUUCAGCUGCACAAGACGGUUUCCCAGAAGGAGGAUGACUUGAACAGAACAGUUCAGAAAUAUGAGCAGGUCAUACAGAGUCGAGAGGAGGAGAUGGGAACCCGACUCUGGCAGGUCCAAAAAGAACUGGAGGAGUUGAAAGCAAGGAGCAACGAAACUUCAGAGAUGAGCACUGAGGAACUGCAGGUUCAGCUGGCUGAGAAGACCACUUUGCUGAGUGAAGCUCGACUGAAGGAGCAGGGCUUUGUUGAGAGGAUCCACUCGCUUGAGGACAAGAUUAAAUGUUUCCACCGGAACGCAGUCGUAACUCAUCUUGGUAGCACACACAAAGAUGCUGCAUUUAACAUACCGCAACCGCUCUCAGAAGCCACUGAGAUGGAGUACUUGAGGAAGGUGCUGUUUGAGUACAUGAUGGGACGGGAAACAAAAACGAUGGCUAAAGUGAUUACCUCCAUGCUCAAGUUUCCUCCAGACCAGGUUCAAAAGGUUUUGGACAAAGAGGAGUCAAAAGUAAUGCCUUGGUUAAGCGUCUGAGCGAUGCUUUGAGAUGAAAACUAUACUGCUGCUGCUGAAAGGGGAGACUGCCAAGGAUUUCAUCAAACCCUUCUCUGCGUGUUACUUCUUAUACAGUAUAUCUGUGUGUGCAUGAAUGAACGUACGAAUGGCUUUAAGUAUGCAGUGUGUGAAUAAAACUAAACAGUAUGAGGGAAUUCAAAUAUAUCAGAAUCACAAAUCUUCCAUGAAUCCGCAUCUUUACUUUAAAAUUAAUUUAUGAUGGGUUAGGUGCGGGGUACUUUUUAUUCUUGAAUGUGUUUAUGAGGUUUGGCGUGUGCAAUAAAUGAUAAACAUAUCGAUGCUGACGGUUGCUUUAUAGGUUUUUCUUUGUGUUGUGCUGUCGUCUGGAUAACUUUCCUUGCAAACCUGUAAAUGGCCCUUUAACCAUGUGCUCACUACACAUUUACGUUAGUGCCCUGUGGACCUUUCUUCUUGUUUUCCAGCCCCAAAACACACUAAUUUGUAUUAGAAAAUGGAAACUGUGCUAUAGGGCUCUAUAUGACUUGCUAUACGUUUUCUGUAUAACAAAUUAAAUCUUAUUUACAAGUG
Messenger RNA from Entelurus aequoreus (snake pipefish), 6936 nucleotides. RefSeq names its product golgin A4 (gene golga4). Gene Ontology annotation, cellular component: Golgi apparatus. Gene Ontology annotation, molecular function: small GTPase binding. Lineage: Eukaryota; Metazoa; Chordata; Actinopteri; Syngnathiformes; Syngnathidae. Bases 151 to 6366 code for a protein of 2071 amino acids. Gene Ontology annotation, biological process: Golgi vesicle transport. The transcript has 25 exons. The record is from RefSeq and is a predicted model, not a curated record.